Cantharellus anzutake is the source of this 1014-nucleotide messenger RNA. RefSeq names its product thiamine diphosphate-binding protein. NCBI's taxonomy places the organism in Eukaryota, Fungi, Basidiomycota, Agaricomycetes, Cantharellales, Hydnaceae. The transcript has 7 exons. Gene Ontology annotation, molecular function: catalytic activity. Bases 1 to 1014 code for a protein of 337 amino acids. Gene Ontology annotation, biological process: response to nutrient; branched-chain amino acid catabolic process. The record is from RefSeq and is a predicted model, not a curated record.
AUGAACAUGUAUCAAGCCAUUCGUGAUGCUAUGAGCACAGCAUUGGCGGAAGAUGACACUGCCGUUGUCUUCGGUGAAGAUGUGGCAUUCGGAGGGGUCUUCCGCUGCACUAUGGGUUUAUCAGAGGAGUUUGGUAUAGACCGAGUCUUCAACACUCCACUUACUGAGCAGGGUAUUGCUGGUUUCGGGAUUGGGCUUGCGGCUACGGGACAAACUGCUAUUGCGGAAAUACAGUUCGCGGAUUACAUAUUUCCUGCUUUUGACCAAGCAAGUCGUAUUGUUAACGAGGCCGCCAAAAUGAGAUAUCGUUCGGGGGGACAUUUCACUGCGGGCUCGCUCACAAUUCGGUCGCCAUCCAUGUCAGUCGGUCACGGGGGAUUAUAUCAUUCUCAAUCUCCUGAGGGUUUCUUCUUGGGAGCUGCUGGCCUCAAAAUCGUUGUCCCGAGAAGUCCAAUACAAGCGAAAGGCCUGCUGCUGGCUUCUAUCCGUGAUUCGAACCCAGUCAUAUUCUUUGAACCCAAAAUCCUCUACCGAUCAGCAAACGAGCACGUUCCUCUUUCCCCGUACACCCUUCCCCUCUCCUCAGCCGAGAUACUUCAACAAGGCCAAGACUUGACCAUAGUCUCAUGGGGAACCCCCCUCUACACCAUCGAAACUGCCCUCUCAAUGAUUGCCUCCCCACCUCCACAAUUCGAAAAUUUUGUUCCACAAGACGUCCGAAAGGCGAAAAUCGAAGUCAUCGAUCUUAGAACGAUCUUGCCUUGGGAUAGAGAUACGAUCGUUCAAAGUGUGAAGAAAACAGGAAGGUUGUUGAUCGUUCAUGAAGCUGGAAGGAUAGGUGGCGUCGGGUCUGAAAUCGCAUCUGUCGUCACCGAGGAAUGUUUCCUUCAAUUGGAAGCACCUGUACGUAGGGUCUGCGGAUGGGACACACCCGUAGCUUUAGUUUAUGAAAAGUUCUUCAUUCCGGAUGCCGUGAGGAUUUUGGAUGCUAUCGUGUCAACCUUGCACUAUUAA